Molecule: messenger RNA, 8981 nt
Organism: Falco peregrinus (peregrine falcon)
Lineage: Eukaryota; Metazoa; Chordata; Aves; Falconiformes; Falconidae
Gene: TMEM168
Product: transmembrane protein 168
Exons: 5
Coding region: 3110-5212 (700 amino acids)
Source: RefSeq, a predicted model, not a curated record
GCGGGGCCGAGGGGAGGCGGGCGGCCUGGCGGGCAGCCCCUGGGGGACGGGGCCUCCCCGGGCCGGGCCGGGCCCAGGCGGCCUCCCGGGGCGGCAGCUGGCGGUGAGCGGCGUUGCCCCGCAGGCACCCCGCGGAGCCCGCAGCCGUCGGUAGGCUCCCCUGGCCGGGCCAGUCCGGCAGCUGGUGCUUGGGCCGGGCGCUCCCCGCAUGUCCCGCACCAGGAAUCCGUAAUGCGGGCUGGGCGUGCACGUCCGAAGACUAACGAAGACGUUCACCUGAAGUUUAAGGCUGCUGUAUUAAUGUGGUAGCUAAGUACGACGUUAUGGUUUUAAAAAGGCGUCACGCAGUUGUGUUUUGGUUGGUUUUUUUUUUUUAAAAAACAUGCACUAAACUGGAAGAAUAAAGCUGAAAGAAAGUAAGUCCAGCAUUUUAGAUAGGCCUCACCUGGACUUCAGGUCAACUGUAGUCAAACUACUGAACCAUCUUCGGGUUUUGGUUCUUUUUUUUAUAUUUUCUUAGACAAAUUAAGAUGAAAACUACUUUGGGAAUGAAGUUCCUUUACAUAUAGGAAAGCUCUUGGAUGAUUUAGUCUCUAAAUCUCUACUUGGACUCCAGGUUUUGCUUAAAAUUGCGUUUGCAAAAGUCAACAAAUGUUUAAAAGUGGGUGUACACAUUCUGUGUUUUGGAUCUAAAUGUGAUUCGCUCAGGUAUGUAACUCAGAUGUUGAAGCCUGAAACUUUUAAGGCAGUUGGUUUUAAAACCAAACACAACACUCCCCUGCCUUGGAACAGUCUUUGCUUCAGCAGUCAGUCUUAACAGAAAUGAGUUACAAAUAGCUAUGUUUUAAAGAAUAAAUCAGAUAUUGAAAUCUCCCAUUAAAAUUGUCUGAAUUGUUGUGUUAAAUUGUCUUAAAUUUAUUUGGUAAUAACUGCAUGAUGGGAUGCAUUAAUCAUUAAAAUGCUCCUUUUUCUCUUUUCACCAAAAAGUUGACCAUGUGUUUUGAACAGAAAAAUACUAAUGAUUAAUAGCGUGGUUUAGUAGUACGCCUUUUUGAUAAUUGCCUAGAAGGCGUAGCCAGGAAGAGGGUGUUGCAUUCACGUCCAAGCUGUUAUUUUGCAAAUAUUUGGUACUUAAGCAGACUUUGUGUCUUUCCACUAGGAGCAGGCACAUUCCCCCACCCCGGUACCUGGCACAGCACGUGGGGCAGCAGCAGUGGAGCUUCGCUUUCACAUUUCUCAUGAUGUGAUCACAGCAAAACUCCGCUUGGCACAAGCUGAGCUAGUCAGAGUAGUUUUCUGUCAGAGCGGCUGCUUGCCUGCGAGGUAGCUUGCUAGUGUAAUGAUACCACCAGAAAAUAAUGUAGCAACUGUAGCAAAAUAGUAAGCCAGGGGUUAGGUGGGAGCUUCCACCCUUUGCGCGUGAGCUAAACUGCUGACUUCCAUGAGUCUGUUGUCCAGAUGAAUGUUUAUAGUAUUAGCUUCUUGACUUGGAGGGAUUCCAGAAAGGAAUCAAGAUAACAGAAUGGCAUGGCAGAUGUGCUUUGGCAUAGCAGUAGUUACACGUCAGUGCUGUGGGUUGGAAGGGGAGAUGGGGAAGUCGUUCCUUUAUAUUCAUGGUUUGGAGGAGAGAGAACUGCGGGCAGGGAGGGGGCAUGUGUAGGAGUUGAACUGAAAAGCUCAAGUUGUCCAUAAAGCAAAUGUUGAUCAUAGUACAAGAAACAGCCUUGCUGACAGUGCUAUGAUACCAGAUAUAUUGUGACCUGGAAAAGGCUAGCUAACUUUGGGUUGUUAUCUAUAUAAAGUAGAAACAAAUGAAAGGUUGAGAAAACUGUAAAUAUUUUACCAACUAAUGAGAGAAAUAUUACACGAUCUUAAGCAUUCAGGCAACUCAGAAUUAAGUUUAUUUGUAUAAAACACUAGCAAUAAUAAGUAAUAUGAAAAUGCACAGUUAAAAUGAAAACUUUUAACUCUCAAUGGCAUGCAGUAACCAUUUGCUUUAACUGUAUGGUAUGUAUUCUAUUUCAAUUAAACAGAUUUUUAAUACAUAGUUUUUGCAAGUAACAUCUGCAGUGUUGUUAGGAGUUUAACAUAAUUUGGAAAUAUGUUACCAAACUUAAGUAAUUUAAACAAUAGGAUUUCUUAAGCCUGUUUUAUCUCUACACCAAUUAUUCAAGCUGGUUUUAUGCUGGGUGUCAGUCUUCAAGUCAGCCAAAGCAUAUGGGUAAAUCAGUCAGUUUGUCUUCUGUUGUUCUCUGGUUUAAAAAAUGAGAAUUUAAAAAUCAAGGGAAAAUGGAAGUUAAGUUCUGAUUUUCAGUCAAGGUGUCCUUUAUAAAUAAAUAAGUAAAAAUAAAUAAAUAGUAUAAAUAAAAGCAGUAAGCUAUAACCUAUCUUUGAGUGUUCUUGACACAUUAAUUGCUCUGUCAUACCAUUAACUCUCCAGAAGUCUCUGUAAGAUGGGCAAUUAGGUAAUUACUUAAAAAACUAUAGUGGCUACGAAUGAGUGUUCCUACAUGCUGCCCAUAACCUGUACAAUUAGAUUUACAAAUAAACUUUUCAUUAAUUACUUCAGAAGCAAAACUUAUGCUUAAAUAUAAAUACUAUACAGGGUUUUGCUAAGUUUUAACUAAGGGAAUUUGGACAACUGGAGCUCUGGAGCUCUUUGUAAUGUAUGACACUUAAGAAAAAUAGAGACAAAAAAAAUGAUGCUGAUUUUCUUGUUUCUGUACUUUCUUGUGAUCUACCAGUUGUUUUCUGCCUUAUUUUUUCUGGUGGUAUGGACUCAGCUUUAUUCCUUCAGUGACUCCUGCACCAAAAAUCAGAAGUAUGUGUGGCUCUUUUUGCAAAAGCCUGUUCUCUGAGUAAUUCUUAUUAAUUUGUCACAACAUGUUUUACGUACAGAGCAGGGUUGUGACUUCAGAAGUACUAACCUUUUUUGCCUUUAAUUAGAAAGCUCUGAACUGUGCCUCUGACAAAUUUGUGGAUUUCAGGGAUUGCGGACUGCUGUUGCUGAAAUGAUAUUACAGAAGGUGGCGAUUGCCUUGUCUUUGUUGGAUGAAACCCAAAUAUUUACUUUCAGCCGAGUGGGUAAAACCCCCUAACUGCAGUUUACAUGUGUAGGUCACUGCGUUACUGUGUUAGUCAUUGUCUCUAUGCAGCAAUGACAAGGCUAGAAGAAGCGAACAGAGAAGUGAACAUGCACUCAUCGGUCAGAUACCUUGGCUAUCUUGCCAGGAUCAACCUGCUGGUUGCCAUUUGCAUGGGCCUUUAUGUCAGAUGGGAAAAAACUGCAGAUGCAUUGAUUUUGGUAAUAUUUAUUCUGGGACUCUUUGUUCUUGGAAUUGCCAGCAUACUGUACUACUAUUUUUCAAUGGAAACAGCAAGCCUGAGUCUUUCCAAUCUUUGGUUUGGUUUUUUGCUUGGCCUUCUCUGUUUUCUUAAUAAUUCUGCCUUCAAAACGGAUGUGAAAGAAGAAGCCACUAAAUAUUUACUCCUCUCCGCCAUUGUUUUAAGGAUAUUAUGUGCUUUGGUUGAGAGGAUUUGUGGUUGUAUCCAUCAUCGACCAACUCUGCUGACAACAGUUGAGUUUUUGGAACUAGUUGGAUUUGCAAUUGCCAGCACAACUAUGCUGGUUGAAAAAUCUGUGAGUAUUAUUCUGUUGGUCAUGGCUUUGGCCAUGUUGAUUAUUGACUUACGUAUGAAGUCUUUUUUGGCAAUUCCAAAUUUGGCAAUUUUUGGAGCCAUUGCAUCCUUACUCUUUUUUCCAUCACUGCAAAUCCCCACAAACCCUUUUGCCUUGGCAUGUUUCUUCAGCUGCCUGAUUUCCGAUCCCCUUCUCGAUGUUUACUUCAGUGGACUUUCAGUUACUGAACGAUGGAAGCCCUACUUGUAUCGUGGUAAAAUUUGCAGAAGGCUUUCUGUCAUCUCAAUUGGAGUCAUUGAACUAAUCUUUUUCAUUCUUGCAGCCUUUAAACUGCGUGAUUUGGAUCUCUGGUAUUUUGUGAUACCUGGUUUUUCUAUUUUUGGAAUUUUUUGGAUGAUCUGUCAUGUGAUUUUUUUCAUAACUCUUUGGGGCUUUCACACAAAACUAAAUGACUGUCACAAGGUAUACUAUACCCACCGUGCAGAAAACAACAGCCUUGACAGAGUUAUGGCAUCUAAAGGAAUGCGUCAUUUUUGUUUAAUUUCGGAACAGCUAGUAUUUUUCAGCCUUGUCGCGACCGCUGUUUUGGGGGCCGUUUCUUGGCAGCCAACCAAUGGAAUCUUCAUGAGUGCAUUUCUCAUCGUUUUACCUCUGGAGUCCAUGGCUCAUGGGCUUUUCCAUGAGCUGGGAAACUGCUUGGGAGGAACAUGUGUUGGGUAUGCUGUUGUGAUUCCCACCAACUUUUGCAGUCCUGAUGGCCAACCAACUCUUCUUCCACCUGAGCAUGUACAAGAGUUAAAUCUGAGGUCUACUGGCAUGCUUAAUGCCAUCCAAAGAUUUUUUGCAUAUCAUAUGAUUGAAACAUAUGGUUGUGACUACUCUACAAGCGGACUGACCUUUGAUACUCUUCACUCCAAGAUCAAGUCUUUUCUUGAACUUCGCACAGCAGAUGGACCCAGACAUGAUACCUACAUUUUAUAUUACAGUGGUCACUCACAUGGCACUGGCGAAUGGGCACUGGCAGGAGGUGAUGCUUUACGACUAGACACAUUGUUGGAGUGGUGGAGAGAGAAGAAUGGCACUUUUUGUUCUCGACUCAUCAUCGUUUUAGACUGUGAGAACUCUCAGCCUUGGGUUAAAGAAGUAAGAAAAGUAAAUGACCAGUAUGUUGCUGUGCAAGGAGCAGAAAUGGCCAGAGUUGUAGACAUCGAGGAAGCAGACCCUCCACAGCUUGGGGACUUCACCAGGCAAUGGGUUGAGUACAACUGUAACCCUGACAGCAACAUCAGCUGGUCCGAAAAGGGACGUACAGUGAAAGCAGUGUAUGGUGUGUCGAAACACUGGAGUGACUACACUUUGCAUUUGCCAACAGGAAGCGAUGUUGCCAAACACUGGAUGAUAUACUUCCCACGUGUCACCUAUCCAUUAGUGCAUUUGGCAAACUGGUUUUGUGGUCUCAAUCUGUUCUGGGUCUGUAAAGCAUGCUUUAGGUGCUUGAAAAGACUGAAAAUGAGUUGGUUUCUUCCCACAGUGCUGGACACGGGACAGGGUUUCAAACUUGUCAAAUCCUAAUUAGCAACCAAAGAGAAAAUGAAGUGAGUACUCUGGGAACUUACUCACUGUACUGUACUUACAACAUUUUAUAUGACUAUUUUUCUCAAAAAAAAAAAAAAAUGUCUGCUACGCUCACUUUAUUCAGUAGCUGUUUGAGCAGCUACAGUAUAUGCAACAAUUAGAAACCACAAUCUUAAAACAGGAGAGGGUAGGACUAUGAUAUUUGAGUUUUGUUUCUGGUCUGUAUAUGUACAUAUGUAAGAGACUUACUUAAUGUGACCAUGCAUUUUGGAGACAGUUUGCAUGUUCAUGUGCGUUACUUAAAGCAGCCUUUUUCAGAGUCACCAGUUUGAUGGACAGCAGCUCCUCUGAAUGUUACAGCAUACUUAUUUGUCAUUUAUAUCCACUAUAAGGUUCAAAUAUAGGAAAGGAACCAAGCUAAUACUCAAAUCAACUUAUACGUCCUUGAAAUGGUAUUGUGGGGUCGUGGGUAUUAUGAAACAGCACUGAGCCAAAAAAAUAAGAAGAAUGAAUAGCCAUUGUAGGUAAGUAGCUAUCAAGAAUCUUUAGUUUUAUUUCCUUUUACAUCUUCAGCCCCUGCCUCAGUUCUGUACUGCCAUCAGUGGAAGUUUGCUACAGGGGAGUCAGACAACCCACUAAUGUUCUGGUGCUCCUCAGUAUUUUCUGAAGUGCAGUUUUUUAAACCUUUCAGUGUUACUUUCAGAAUUGGACCAAUGAGUUCAUUAUCUGUUAAAACCACAAGCAAAGUUGUCAGAAAGAUUGGAUUUAUUCCCUUAGGACAGAAGGGAAUCUUGAGUGUUCCUCAGCUCUGUUCUUCCAGCCACAAGGUCCCAGUCCUAAUCCUUCCACUCACAUAGCUGGAUGGGAGUCUAGAAAAUCUGUCCUAGCCUUUCCUCUUCAGUCAGAGAAUCUGCAUAACUUGCUGAUCUUGUUUUCUCAAGUACAGAAAACAGGGAGCGAAACAGCUGAGCAGCUAAGACAGUACAAUUUGUGGUGGGUUUUUUUUGUAUAUGUGUGUGCAAUCCUGUAGACCUAGAGUUUACUUUUCUCUGUUUCCAUCAGUAUUUUAAUAAAAAAGUUAGGCAUUAGCUGAUACUUGUCGCAAAUAUAACUUACUAAUAUUUUUUUUUACUUAAAUAUAUGAAAAUACUUUAGAAGAUCUUUAAGUCUUUGCCAUCAAGGGUUCUUCUAAUUUUGUUUGAACAUUUUAGUCAGCCAAGUUAGAGAACCUGCUAACACUGAUACCUGUUAGUAACUCCUGAAAAUAAAAUGUGUGAUUAAACUAAGAGAUCUGUAAUAGCCAGAGUAAUCUGCACCCACCAACUUAAAAAUUGUGUUUCUGUAGGAUUUACAAGUGACAGGCACUAAAUUUCUUCAUUAGUGUGUUUUAUACAACUUUGUUUAGCAAGGCACCACCCGCCACCCCACUUUGCCUUUCUCUAUUCCCUUCCAUGAAGUGAAAAGGUGAUAAAGAAAUGAGAUGAGAUACCCUACCAAGACUCAGUUCCCUUGGGUUGUCUUUAAGUAAAUGCUGUGAUUGCAGCUCUGUCAUGGAUUGGAGAGGUGGCUGUCCUCAGUAAGGGCCAGAGGGUAACUGCACCAUCUAACUACAAGUAGCCAACUUCAGUUCCUGACGUGGCAGCCUGAGGUAGCAGUCAUCUCAUUUAAAUUCAGUCUGAAAGCUGGACAUCUGAAUCCAUGCUAGUGACCUGAAGUGCUCCACUGUUCAUUAACAAAGAGAAUUAAAUAUUUCCAGAGGAAGACUCAUUUGAUCUCUUUAUUUUAGGAUGAAUUUUCUUGUGAUUGUGCCCAUUAGAUUUGUUUUGACUUUGCCAGAGGUCAAACAGACGAAUCAUUUAUGGCUGUUGAAUAACCUAAGAGCACUUCUGUUCCAAGUCAUCCUCUGGAGCCUGGGCUGGGUGCAUACGCUCCUCGUUCAAGCACAUAAAUUGGAUACUUGAGGUUAGAGCUUCCGUCAGGUUGCAGAAAAGCAGUGCUGUCUCCUGCAGAAGUAAUUUUCAGCCAUUUCUGGUCAACAACCCUGGGGUACAGAGAAAAAAUGAUUGUAUGAAAGCAGUCAUUUGGUUUGUAAAAUCACCAUUAUUUUGACUGCUGUUUUAGUAAAGGUUCAUCUGAUUGCAUCAUAAACUGUUACAGCUUGAGCACUAGAAAUUUUUAAUGAAGUCGCCAUAAAGCAGUGCAGUAAUACCCGAUAGUCACUCUGUGAACAUCUGAAAGUCAAGAAGUUAGUCCUUUCUGGUUUGGAAAAGCUUUGGCUAUCAACCACUACCAACUAAUUUUAAUGGGUAAAUCUUACUCUGUACCUGCUGCUGCUACAUUUUCACAGAUGUCGUCUUUCUCUUUCCUUUUGUACAUCAAGGGAAACAGGGAAAGCAUGGGACUCCUGACCUGUCCUGGGACUGUGAGCAGUGUUGGCUCUGCAGUGCAGUGAUGGGCCUAGCUUUGGGCAGAGCAAACGCAACAGUUGGUGCUGAUCUUUUGCCUCUCUUUAUUAAAUGGUUUCCAGCUAUUUUUUUCUAGGAUAGACCUGGUGAUCUUUAGCAGAUGGCUGAAAGUUAGAUAGGUAUGAGUCAGCUACAAAUAGAGCAGAAGGAUUAUUUGCAAAAUCAUGUUUUCAGAUUUGUUUCAGUUUUAUGAAUUAAAGAACUCUAGUUUUCUGAGUUUGAAAUAGUUUUAGGGUCAGCUAAGGUAUUCCUACUUUGGAUUUUGUUGUUUUUUAAACAGCGAAGACAUGGUGAAAAUGCUGAUUUAAACUAAAAUGUUUACAGCCAUUCAGACUACGAGGCCUUUUUGGGCAGAGACUGUCUUGUGUAUUUCAAAACACAGCAAAGCCAGGGCUGUGGGAUGAUGAGCCUCAGGAAUUCAACAGCAUUAAUUCUUCACUUACACACUCACCAAUACCAGGGUGUCCUACCUGAACCACGUUCCCAGUGGAGUUUUUCUCCACCUCCGCAGGUCUCUGCCCAGCCCUGGGUGCAUACUGGAGCUCCAGCUGGUAAUCCCAGUGGGGAGUUACCCCUCUGCUGUUCCCUGUAUGAAAUACAGGGGCAACGCCUGAAGGAGAAGGUUAAAUCUAAUUCCAAAGAAUGUUGCAUAUGCGGUCAGUUACAUACAAGUUGUUUAGCAGUAACAUGCUUACAAAUUGUCUGCAUGGAGAAAAUUAAACUUUUUUUAGAGGCUUGUCUCCAUACUGUAUAUUCAGACAUUUUGUUAUAAAGGUUGUUAUAAAUUUAUAUCAUGCUAGUAAUUUUAUGUUGACUUUGUUUCAUUUACCUCCUGUAUGGUGUCAGCCUUGCUGAAGCAUGCUAACGCACUGAGUCCUACAAAUGUAAGUCUUUAAAAGGAAUUCAGAUUGCAAAUUCACGGUAGUAUUUUUCACUGAGCAAGUAUUGGGGGAAAAAAAGCCAUUCUUCAUUUUUGCACUACCAGAGUAUUUGCAGUUCCUUGUGCUUUGUACACCUUGUGAUUGUGUUGUCUAGCCUUCAGUUCAAGUUUUUCCCAGAAAGUUUCUUCAACUUAAUUAAGUUUUCCCUUUAUUUUGCAAAGGCAUAAUUAAUGCUAUGCCAGCCAUAAAGCACCUCUGUUGCCAGCAGUAGACAAUGUAACUGGGUUAAUUUUCUCAUUUAUAAAUACCUUUCUGUGGGAGGAUUUUUAUGGGAUAUACCAAUUGUAGAUCUGUAAAUAGAUUUUUUUUUGUGUGUAUAUGUGAUAUUACUUAAAUAUAUUUUGCUGGUUUGGAUGCUCA